UUUGCGAUGUGUGGAAUUUUUUGCUACAUCUGUUUCAGCAACAAUUCCACAGAAGGUGAUAAAACACUGCAAUCGUGCAGAAAUGUUCUGAAAAACCGUGGCCCUAACCGUGAAUCCACGCUGUGGUACGAUUCGAGAGUAUUAUUUUAUGGAUCUGUACUAUGGCAUCAGGGAGAAUCGCUAUGCGCACAACCUAUCGAAAGCGAUCAAACGGUGCUGGUAUUCAAUGGCGAUGUGUUCCAGCCGAGGCAAGAUAUGAACAAGAGUGAUACGCUAUGGUUACUGGAAAGAAUUGAAACCUGUCGGAACGAAAAUGAGCUGUACCAUCUGUUCGCUUGCUUGCGUGGUCCAUAUAGCGUUAUUUUUCUAAGGAAAGAAGAAAAUAGAAUUUAUUUCGCUCGUGACGCUGUUGGCAGAAACUCCUUGCUGUUUGGAAAGACACACAAUGGAGAUAUCCUCAUUACAAGUGCUGGAGGAAAUAUGCCAUCCAGUGUUGUUCACGAGCUUCCACCAUACGGUAUUUACUUUAUCGAUUUAGAUAAAGAAAAUGAACGAAAUCCGAUUACCCUGCUGCCAUGGACAGAUGAUUGUCCCCAGCUUGAGCAGAUUUUCUGCGAUGAAAUUAAAUUUCGGCCCUACGUUCCAAUAAAUGAUCAGCCAGUACAAACGUCCAGCUUACAGCCCAAUUUCACUUUUCAUACUUUGUUAACAAAAGAAUCACCGAUGGAAGGAGAUAUAUUUGAUCGUGUCCUCAGGCAUACAGAAGUUAAAAAUGUCUGCACUCAACUGCUGCGUACCUUGCGCAAUUCAGUCUCGGAGCGAAUUAUCCAUACCCGACAGUACUGCAAAAUGUGUUUACAAACGCAAACUACAUGUACUCAUGCAAAAGUCGGCGUAUUAUUUUCAGGAGGAAUAGACUGUACAAUUCUCGCUCUUUUAGCCGAUGAAUUCGUACCAGCAAACUGUCCAAUCGAAUUGAUAAAUGUCGCUUUUGAAAAGGUAAACCGUUCGAAUGUGAAACCCGUACAAAUUGACUGGAACGUACCGGAUCGUGUGACUGGGAAGGCUUCGUUGGAUGAGCUGCGUCGUUUAAGACCAAAUCGGACAUGGCAUUUUGUAGAGGUAAAUGUGACACGAUGCGAAUUGAACGAGAAGAGAAAAAAUAUCGCUAAUCUCGUGUUUCCUCUGCGGAAUGUUUUGGACGAAUCGUUGGGUGCUGCGCUGUGGUUUGCUUCGAAAGGUAUUGGACAGAAAGGCGGAGAAUCGUAUAGCAGUACUUGUCGUGUGCUUUUGCUGGGAUCAGGUGCCGACGAGCUGUUUGGUGGGUACACUAGACACAAAGCAGCAUUUGAACGAAACAGCUCGUCGGAAGAUGCAUACGAAAAAGCGUAUGAAGCACUGGAGGCUGAAUUAAAUUUAGAUUGGAAACGCUUGCCCAGUAGAAACUUGGCACGGGAUGAUAGAGUUAUUAGCGACAAUGGCGUGACACCAAGAGCUCCUUAUCUGCAGGAAGAUUUCAUCGCACAAGUUCGUUCAUUAAAAGCUUACCAACGGUGUUUUCAUCCUCUGGGGCCUGGGGUUGGUGACAAGUUUAUGUUACGCUUAUGUGCUUAUGAACUUGGCUUAACUCAAGCAUGCGUGCUACGGAAACGUGCUUUACAGUUUGGCUCUAGGAUAGCAGAUCGAAAGCAAAAUGCCUCGGAUCGUUCAACGUACUUGGAAGACUAA
Messenger RNA from Anopheles maculipalpis, 1728 nucleotides. Its product is annotated as asparagine synthetase domain-containing protein CG17486. The transcript has 6 exons. The coding region runs from base 7 to 1728 and encodes 573 amino acids. NCBI's taxonomy places the organism in Eukaryota, Metazoa, Arthropoda, Insecta, Diptera, Culicidae. The record is from RefSeq and is a predicted model, not a curated record. Gene Ontology annotation, molecular function: asparagine synthase (glutamine-hydrolyzing) activity.